Acaulospora morrowiae is the source of this 642-nucleotide messenger RNA. The record is from the annotation of a GenBank genome assembly. Lineage: Eukaryota; Fungi; Glomeromycota; Glomeromycetes; Diversisporales; Acaulosporaceae.
AUGACUUGUACAAAAUCAGUAAUUAUUAAGCGUACUACUUCUCGUGAUUCUAAAAUAAAAAUAUUAUUAGGGCUAGUGCUCAUUGGAGAAGCGAUGCAAAAUCUGAAGACACUCGACAACAAGUCAUCAGAAACUGGGAUAAUGAUCGUGGAGGGCUUUGACUAUUGGGACGAAAUCCUCCAUCAGAUUGGAAGGAACCAUGGUUCAAGGAUCUAUUACCGGCACUUGAGCAAGGAAGAAUUAUCAAAUGGGGUUGAAUUCGGAACCACAUAUAAAACUUUCCCAAUUAAUUCUCCCAAGUAUCUGUCCUAUCUCUUAAAAAGCUUUAACUCACUUGGUGGAUCCACUAAAUGCAUCUCUUUAUCUCAUAUCAAAGAUGCAAAAUUUGAAAAUACCGAUAUAGGACAAAUAAUAUUGGUGCAAUUGCCUGUUGGACACGUAAAUUGGACAUUUGAACGAUAUGCAGCUGGAAGGAUAGAUGGUGGCAUGCACAGAAAAAAUGAGAAACUCAUCUACGUAGUACCGCGUGACAAAGGGGAAGUUGUUUUAGGCGGAACAUAUGUACGUCGUAUUUUCUAUAAAAUUUUUAUUCUUUUUAUUAGACAGUCGAAGCUAUCUUUGACUACUAUCUAUGCCAUGUAG